This is a messenger RNA of Colossoma macropomum (tambaqui), 4773 nucleotides long. RefSeq names its product ribosome-binding protein 1-like. Gene Ontology annotation, biological process: protein transport. Lineage: Eukaryota; Metazoa; Chordata; Actinopteri; Characiformes; Serrasalmidae. The record is from RefSeq and is a predicted model, not a curated record. Bases 551 to 4312 code for a protein of 1253 amino acids. Gene Ontology annotation, cellular component: endoplasmic reticulum membrane. The transcript is spliced from 30 exons.
UGUCGCAGUUUAUGAAGAGCUCCAUAGUUGAUUGACGUGUGAAAGCAAGUAAACAAAAACAUAUAACCUGCAGGAAAUCCCGGAGACUAACUUUUAGGAUUAAGAGAGACAUUAAAACAGUAAGAGAGGCCUCAUUAAAAGGCACACGAACGGGGAAAAACUCGCUGCUGGGAGCGGUACGACUAGCUCCGGGCUCCGGCGCUCCAGCGGUCGGUUUGCCAGCACUAGCCGCGCACCAGCGCACCUGAGGCGGCUAACAGCGAGCCUCGGUCGUCGCUGCAUCCAGGAAUAACGGAUUAAACGUCUCAUGUGCUCAUCGUUGUGAAUAUACAUUGUGCUUCUACAUCUUGUGAGUACUGUUUCUGAGGCCUGCUUCUGGAUUCUGGAAGGAAGGGCGUUGGUUUGGGUUCAGCCCAAAUGAUGAUCUCUGGUUGCAGUCUUCUCAUGUUUGUCUGUAAAGCCUGUACACACCAACCCCAUCAGCAACACAGGUGCCUCAGCCAGCCGGUAUGUAGAAACAGGAUUAGCGGCGGAACAGGACUGAGCAGAGAUGGACGUGUAUGACCCUCAGACUCUGGGCAUCAUGGUGUUCGGCGGCUUCAUGGUGGUUUCAGCCAUCGGCAUCGCCCUGGUGUCCACUCUCUCCAUGAAGGAGACGUCAUAUGAAGAAGCCCUGGCCAAGCAACGUCGCGAAUUAGCUAAGACCCAACCCCCACGCGUUGACAAGAAGAAGAAGGCAUCAGAGAAAAAAACCAAAGCCAAGAAGAAGGAGGAGAAACCCAAUGGGAAGCUUCCGGAACAGGACUCUGGUCCUGAACUUGCUUCGGAGACUAGCGAACCGGAAUCGGACCCAGAACCAACAGCUGCACCAGAGCCUGUUCCUGUGGUCGAAGCCCCAGUUGUUCCGGUGCCUGUGAUUCCUGAACCUAAAGCAGAAGUUGAGGUCAUUCCAGCUAAGGCUGCCGUAGUGGCUGCCCAACCUGCACCAUCCCCAAAGGACAAGAAGAAGAAGAAGGUGGCAAAAGUAGAACCAGCCCCUGCUAAGCAAGUGGAGAUUGCUGCAGAGACCGUCACUAAAGAACCAGCCCCUAAGGUUGCCAAGGAGCCCAUCACUAAGGAACCAGCUGCUAAGGCUGCUAAGGUACCAGCUGCAAAGGUUGCUAAGGAACCUGUUGCUAAAGAACAGGCCACAAAGGUCACCAAGGAAUCUUCUGCAAAGGUUACCAAGGAACCUGUUGCCAAGGAACCUGCUGCUAAGGUUGCCAAGGAACCUGUUGCCAAGGAACCUGUUGCUAAGGAGCCUGCGGCAAAGGUCGCCAAGGAGCCUGCAGCUAAGGUCGCCAAGGAGCCUGCGGCAAAGGUCGCCAAGGAGCCUGCGGCAAAGGUCGCCAAGGAGCCUGCAGCUAAGGUCGUCAAGGAGCCUGCAGCUAAGGUCGCCAAGGAGCCUGCAGCUAAGGUCGCCAAGGAACCUGCAGCUAAGGUCGCCAAGGAGCCUGCAGCUAAGGUCGCCAAGGAGCCUGCAGCUAAGGUCGCCAAGGAGCCUGCAGCUAAGGUUGCCAAGGAACCUGCAGCUAAGGUUGCCAAGGAACCUACUGCCAAGGAAGCAGCUGCAAAGGUCGCAAAGGAACCAGUCACUAAGGUUGCCAAAGAACCAAAAGCCACAAAGGAACCAGCUCCUAAGGCCACUAAGGAGACAGUGGUUGCCCAAGUUGUCCCAGUGGCUGCAGCUCCACCAAAAUCUGAGGAACCCAAACCUGAAACUCCUUCCAAGAAGAAGUCCAAGAAGAAGACAGAGCCAGCAGUUACUGUGGAAGCAGCGGAUGUGCCUUUGCUGCUGCCGUUUAAAACGCUUGUGGCCACCCUGAGCAGCUCUGUGUUCAGUGAAUCAGAGAUACAGAAGCUUUUGGAGAUCAUCAGCGACAAGGCGGGAGCUGAUAGCUGGCAACUGGCGUCUCAGAAGGGCGACCCCUUGGCUGCUCUGAAAAAGCAGCUGGAGGAGAAGGAGAAGCUCCUGUCUGCUGAGCAGGAGAACGCGGCUGCAGCCAAGACACGCCUGCGAGACCUCACCAAGGAGCUGAGCACUGAGAAGAGUAAGCUGGCAUCUGUGGAGACAAGGUUGAGUUCGGUGGUGAGCGCUCGUGAGCAGGAGAUCGCUGCGCUGCACGCCCGCAUGAAGGCCUCUUACGAUGACCACACCCUCCAGACCCAGCAGCUCAACAGCAAGAUCCAGAGCCUGCAGGAGCAGCUGGAGAACGGCCCCAACGCACAGCUGACCCGUCUGCAGCAGGAGAACACCAUCCUCAGGGAUGCCCUGAACCAGGCCACCAGCCAGGCUGAGAGCAGGCAGAAUGCGGAGCUGGCCAAGUUGCGGCAGGACUGUGUGCGCCUGAGCCGCGAACGCACCGAAGCCCAGCAUGCCGAGGAGGAGCGCAGGAAGGCUCUGGAGACUAAAGUGGCCACUGCGGAAGAACAGCUGAACCAGGCAAAGGCUGGUCGUGUGGAGGCUGAACAGGCUCUGCAGCAGAAGUUGGAGCAAGUCAAAGCAGAGUUGAGGCAGGUGCAGGACAAUAGCACCACCCUACAGGCUCAACUGGAAAAAGCCCAACAGGAGGCCAGCAAGUUCACCGAGCUGCAGGAGCGUGCAUGUGGUACAGAAACGGAGCUGAAAGCCAGAUGUGCAGAGGUGGAGGCUUUGAAAGCACAGCUUGCUCAGGAGGCCCCAGUACAGGCUGAGACACAGGUGGAUAAGUCGGCGGAAGUGGAGCAGCUGAAGAGCAGUUUGACAGAGAGGGAGGGGCAGGUCAGCACACUAGAAGCGGAGCUCAAGCAGCUGAAGGAGGAGCUUGAAACAGUGAAGAGUGCACAUCCAGAACCCUCCGCCAGCAGUGAAGCAGAGAAGAACGCUCAGACUGCAGAGAUUCAGCAGUUACAGAGCAGCCUGAAGGAGAAAGAGGGUUUGCUGGUGUCUUUACAAGAACAACUAGACAGUAUGAAAGCCAGUGUGAAUGAGUCUCAGAGCUCAGUGCAGCAGCUGCAGGGCAGCCUGGCUGAGAAAGAGAGCUGUGUAUCAGCGCUGGAGGAAGAGCUGAAGCAGCUGAGAGAAGAGAAGGAGCAGCGGGAAGCUGCAGCGGAGAUCGCAGAGGCCGAGCAGCCGUUCGAGAACUUGGAGAAGGAUGCUCGGUUAAUUUCUCUGGAGGAGGAGCUCCAACAGCUAAGAGAGGAAAUGGAGCAGACAAAAACAAAGAGCAACGAGCUUCGGGAAAAGAACUACGCUGCUGUGGAGGCUCUGGCUGCAGCCGAGAGACUAAGCGAAGAGAGACUGAACCAGGCCAGGAACGCACAGAGUGAGACUGAACAGAAGCUGAAAUCUCUCCAGAUAGAGACCAGAAAUGCCCUCCAGACUAUCUUCCCCCACGUCACAGUGGAAACAGAACAGAGUAACUGGUUGGAGGCGUUCACACUGAAAGCAAAGGAGACGCUCUCAAACGGCCAGCAGGAACUGACUGAGGAGCGGAACACUGAGACUAAUGCACAGCUAACCGACGCACUGCAGAAGCUGAGGGAGGCUGAGGAGAGUCAGAGCGCACUGCAGGCCCAGUGUGACCAGUACAGAACCACUCUCAGUGAAACAGAGGGCAUACUGAAGGAUCUGCAGAGCAGUGUGGAGGAAAGAGAGCAAGCAUGGAAGGCAAAGGUCUCAGAGGCUGAGGAGCAGCAUCAAGCGCUGAAGGGGCAGGUGAUGCUGCUAGAGGCACAGCUCGAGAAACAGCUGGAGUCCUUCAGCUUUAGCCAGACAUGCGCUGAGGAGGUGGAGCAGCUAAAGGCAUUGUUAUCAGCCACUCAGAGUCAGCUGGAGUCUGCCCAAUCAGAAGCUCAGAAACAGAGUGCUGAACUCUUAUUGGUCAGGCAGCAGUUGCAGGAGGCGACUGAGCGAGUGCAGACCAAGGAGGAGACACAGCCCGGCCAGGUACAGACGCAGCUGGAGCAAACAGAAGGCCGCCUGCAGACAGAGGAGGGCGUCCGCCUGCAGCUGGAACACAGCUACGAGCAGGCGCAGAAAUGCAUCAGGGAUCUGGAGACUCAGUUGGAGGAGCUGAAGGCAGCAGGAGAGGGAUCCACCACAGAGCUAAAGGAGAGGCUGGAGAAGGAGGUGAAGUUGACGCAGGAUCUCAACGAGGCGGCCGUUAAGCUCCAGCAGCUGCUGAGGAACACCCAGCAGGACCUGAUCAAAGAGAGGGAAGCAGUGAAGAACCUUCAGGAAAAGCUACAGGACAAGGAAGGAGAGGAGCUGAAAGAAGGAACCUCCGUGUGACGUCACAGCAAGAAGGAGGACGAAUCAAAACUACCAAACUACCAAAAAUGCCUUAAUUCUUAUGUUCUUGUCCUUAUAAUCUCUCAUGUACUGUAGUGGAAACUGCAUGAAUGAGGAGGAAUUGAAAGGGAGGGGUGUGUCAUGUGGGUCCAAAGGGAAGGGAGCAACAGCGAUGGAUUAUGUCCAAGUUGAUGUCUUUUGUUUUUUGUUCAAAACUCUUCACAUUCCUACAACUUUCAGCGCUCAGUGUUAUAAAAAAGGGCAAAGCGCUCGUGCAUUAAAACACGCGCCGGUGUGCAAUCACUUAUUUUUGUUUUGCAAGGACCAUCCUUAACGUGGACGCGAAAAAAGAGAAGGAACAUUUUGCGUUAAGGUGACUCCUCGCAGGCCUUACACUUAUUUGUACUUGGCUGCUGACCAAAUGUGACUUAAAAUUAAAUAAAAACAUUUAAGGGAUUGUC